AAGUUGACUGUCUCGAGUCGAGACUCGGUUUUCGAUCCUUGAUGCCUUUGAGAAUCCAGGAUCGAUUUUCUUCUUUUGCGAGGCUCGAGUUUUGAGGAAAGGAUUUUGUGGUUAGAAACUGCUAGCGUUGGUAUGCUGCUCUUUGUCACUCCCAGCAAUGACGUUACUUAGUGGACAAGUUUGGUAUUUUCUUGUUGCAUGGGUGGGUCAUUAUUUUACGACAGUAGGGGUUGCUAAUACUUUAGGUCUCAUACUCAGAGAUAGAGUUCCUCCACCCAGUUUUGAAGAAAUUUGGGAAAUAUACUUACAUCACUUGCUUACUCCUCUUAAGGGGUUUCAUGGCUCUACUGGUAACACAGUGGUUUACAGAGCUUUUGAGUGGAAAUUCCUUGCGAAGAAGAUCAGAAUCUAUGUACUUGGCUGGUAUAUCUGGCCAUGUAUGAGGAUAGAACUAUAUCACACAGGUUGUGUAAACAGUCUUGACUUCAGUCUAAAAGAAGCUAAGAGGGGAGGUUACACAGCAUCUAGUUUUAUGGGACCCGGUUUUGAUCCCUGGCGUGCUAGCAUCAUCAGUUCAAGCAAACAGCACGGUUGGUGCGCAGAUGAUAGCAAAACUCAGUAUUUACAAAUUGAUUUGGGAACUCUUCAUCAUGUCACUGGAGUUGCAACUUGGGGAAUUACCGCGGGUAUUGUGGAAGAGGAUGCCUGGGUAGAGAAAUACAGAAUUCAGUACAGUGUUCUUGGAGACGCCUGGACUGAUCACACGGAACAGGACGUCAACAAGGUAUCACGAAUAUGUUUUUUCCAGUUUUAUCGCUUGCAUUACCCAGUUGAAACGUGUCAUAAGACGUAUUGCUGCAUUUGUUUAAAUUAGUGGCAAACUGAAUAUGACAAGAAUUUAUAUCACCUAACAGAAUGUUUGUCAGUACAUCUCUUUUCAAGAUAAUAACAACUAUUUUCAAGG
Molecule: messenger RNA, 964 nt
Organism: Orbicella faveolata
Lineage: Eukaryota; Metazoa; Cnidaria; Anthozoa; Scleractinia; Merulinidae
Cellular component (GO): membrane
Molecular function (GO): calcium ion binding; protein binding
Source: RefSeq, a predicted model, not a curated record